AGGCGAUGGAGAGAGAGAAGGUCAUUGCUGCAAACAUGGCCAAAAUGCCCAAGAUGAUCUCCGACUGGAAAAAGCAGAAAAGGGAGGCAAAACAGAAGCAACGAGAGGAGAAAAUCAAGCGGGACAAACUGCUGGCCGAGGCGAGAGAGCGAUUUGGUUAUGUGCUGGACCCCCAAGCGCUGGCCAAGUUCAAAGAGAUGGUCGCCGAAAUAGAGAAAGAGGAGAAGAAAAAGAGAAAACUUCUGAAACGCAGGAAGAGGGAGGAAGAGCAGGGAACAGCGGCAGCCGAAUCCAGCCUGUAACCCUCAGAGAACAAGGACUUUUAUACAGUGCUACUGUACCAGAUUGUAAAAUUGGUUUCUUUGUAAGUUUGUCAUUGGGAUUGUCUCUCAGUUUGUUUGAUUUAAAUAAAACCAC
Sinocyclocheilus grahami is the source of this 417-nucleotide messenger RNA. Its product is annotated as growth arrest and DNA damage-inducible proteins-interacting protein 1-like. Gene Ontology annotation, cellular component: mitochondrion; nucleus. NCBI's taxonomy places the organism in Eukaryota, Metazoa, Chordata, Actinopteri, Cypriniformes, Cyprinidae. The record is from RefSeq and is a predicted model, not a curated record.